Molecule: messenger RNA, 3155 nt
Organism: Bubalus bubalis (water buffalo)
Lineage: Eukaryota; Metazoa; Chordata; Mammalia; Artiodactyla; Bovidae
Gene: NEURL3
Product: neuralized E3 ubiquitin protein ligase 3
Exons: 5
Coding region: 316-1101 (261 amino acids)
Biological process (GO): ubiquitin-dependent endocytosis
Cellular component (GO): early endosome
Molecular function (GO): ubiquitin protein ligase activity
Source: RefSeq, a predicted model, not a curated record
CUCUGGGGGCAGGUCUCAGUAUAGGUAUUCAUUAACACGACUCAGGCAAUAAUAAUGCACAGCUGGUUGAUCGCAACUGGUCAGAAAUAAGAGAGAAGGCUCCUCCACAUUCGACCUCGGCCAUCCUCCCGAGUCCCCGCUUCCUCCGGGCCAGCCAGCUGCACCGGCCUGUUGCAAACCAGAAGUCAUCAGGAAAUUCCCUGCAAAUGCUAAUUAAUCAUCAACACUGUAAUAUGAUCCUGGCCGCAUGACAAGGGGACCUGCCGAAUAUCUUUGGGAAACCUGUCCCCUGGCCUUCUUCAGACCCAGGGACCCAUGCCUGAGGAGCCCAGGCGGAUGGGGGCCCAGAUCUGCUCUCAGACUGACGCCGAGGCUCCCCGAGAGGUGCUCCGCUUCCACGCCCAGGCGGUGGGCGCACAGGUGCGCCUGGAUGCUCAGCGGAGCACCGCGUACAGGCGCGCCACGUUCCACGACGGCAUCGUGUUCAGCCAGCGGCCGGUGCGGCCGGGAGAGCGCGUGGCGCUGCGCUUGCUGUGGCACGAGCACGGCUGGCUGGGCGGCCUCCGCGUGGGCUUCACGCGCCUGGACCCCGCGCGCGUGUCCGCGCCCAGCCUGCCGCCCUUCUUGUGCCCGGACCUGGAGCAGCAGAGUCAGACCUGGGCGGCCAUGCUGCCUGACGGCCGCGCGAGCCCGGGGGACGAGGUGCGCUUCUGGGUGAACCGCCGGGGCCAGAUCUUCGCCCAGGUCAACUCGGGGCCCCAGCGGCUGCUGCGCAAGGGCGUGCUCAUGGGCGCCCCGCUCUGGGCCGUGAUGGACCUGUACGGGACCACCAAGGCCAUCGAGCUGCUAGAUCCUACAGCCAACGGCUUCCCCACAACCACGCCAAGGGGCCUCAGUGAUGAGGCUCUGCCUGGGCCCAAAGGUGAGGAUCUGGCAUUCUUCCCCCUCCUCCAGAGGCAGAUGGUUCCCUCUGUCACAUCAGCCAUGCUGUGGCCGCCUCUCUCCCACUUCCUCAAGGAACCCAAUUUCUGCACAGCCAGCCCUGGGAUCCCCAGUGUUGGAGCUGCUGCUGCUCACCAUGGAUGCAAAAGGGCUCUGUGAGGACUCCCCUGGUGACGCCUGCCACUGCAGGGGACACAGGUUCCAUCCCUGGUCUGAGAAGAUCCCGCAUGCCGCGAGCAAUUAAGCCCCGGUGCCACAGCUACUGAGACGGCGCUCUGGAGCCACCGCUGCUGAGCCUGCGUGCUACAGCUCCUGGGGCCGCGUGCCCCGUGAGCCUCAACUGGAGAAGCCACCACAGUGAGAGCCCAUGCCCUGCAACUAGAAAAAACCCAAGCAAAACAAUGAAGACCCAGCACAGCCAAAAAUAAAAUAAAAUAAAAAAACAAAGGGUGCUGGAAAUGGUAGGAGAUGGAAUUUCACUUCUGCCUAGCCCGUGCCCCCCGACAGCUCCCUUGGGUGGGAACUGUACCCAUCUCCAGGGACCAACACCCCUCCUUUGGAGGUGCCCACCCAGGGGCUGUGCUGGUGUCUCGGAGGGACAAGGGUCUCUCUAUGAAGAAGGCUAUGCUCUCGGCUGUCUUCCCUGUGCAGAUGGGGCCCUGGUCACACACCUAGUCUACCUGGGGUGGAGUUCUGAUGGGCAGGUUUGCAGUGCACGAAGGACCCAAGAGGUUCUUGAUAACCCUGCACAUUUUUGGCUGUUGGCGAAGUUAGAACAGAGGCAACAGAAAGGAAGUAACUCUUAUUCGUAAGAAUAUUAUUGCAUGCUCAGUCACUUGGCCAUGUCCAAUUCUUUGCGACCCCCAUGGACUGCAACCCUCCAGGUUCCUUUGUCCAUGGGAUUUUCCAGGCAAGAAUACUGGAGUGAGUUGCUAUUACCUUCUCCAGGGGAUCUUCCCAACCUACAGAUUGAACCUGAAUCUCCUGCAUUGGCAGGCUGAUUCUUUACCACUGAGAUUAUCGUUAGCUAGAUUCUAAAAGCAGAUGAGAAUAGAAAAUGAGAAUAGAAAACCAUAAGCCUAUCUCACUUGUGAACACAGAUAUAAUGUCUGAAAUCUAAAAAGCUCUGAAACUGCAAUAUCUCCCAUAAGUCAUUUGGAGGCAGAGCUUGAGGUGAAGAGAGGCCAAUUAUACGCCUUAUUUUUCCCACUUAGGUUAAUUUUCAAAAGUUUGUGGCAGAAAUUUUAUGAUGUUUAAUUACAGCGAUCUUCUCUAGAUUUGCGUGUUAACAGAGUAUAUGGUAUAUCCAUUAUUUUCCCUUUCUGAGAUCCAAAAACAUUGAAAUUCUGGUUGCACUGUGCAGCCUGUGGAAUUUUCCUGACCAGGGAUCGAACCCAUGCCCCUGAGAGGGUUAAUAGCCUUGGUGGGGAGACCAGAGGUCCCCAGGCAGCAGGAGGAAAUGCGCUGCAAGUGGCAGAUUUUUUUUUUUUUUUUUCUUCUCUUUUAAUCCUGUGUUGUCAUGGCGACACCUGGUUCCACCUGAACUUAACUUUUCUCAAACCUUGAGCUAACCAACGCCUUUUUCUCAUGGAAAUGUUUUUCUUAAGCUAUGUUAAUGAAACUAUGUAUUUGCCUUGGAAUCUGCCUUUUUUCAAAUCAGUUCCGCCUAAGACUCAAACCUUGAGCUGAUAAUGGCUCACAACAAACCAGUACUUCUUACUCAUGGAAAUCUUCUCUUAAACUAUGUUAAUGAAACUACCUAUCUGCUUGGAAAUCUGGCUUUCUUCAGGAUUUGUGUCAACUGUUUUAUUCCCGGGGAUGACUCACCCUGUGCCAACGCUAUCUCAAAGUGUGUGUGGGGGGCGAGAGCCUGGCGCAACUCCCUCAGUUUUGAGGCAGUUCUUUAUCUGAUUAACAACCUGAUAACAGGCAUAUAACGCCUUGCUAAAAACUAUCAGGGGGGCACUUUUUCCGCCCUCUUCUGAUGUCUAUGUCAGAAGCGUUCUCUAUCUCUUUUCAUACUUUAAUAAAACUUUGCCACACAAAAAGCUCCGAGUGAUCAAGCCUCGUCUCUGGCCCUGGAUCGAAUUCAUCUCCUCUGGAGGCCAUGAAUCCCGGAGUGUUCUUGGCUCGUAGCAGCCAACUUUCACCCCCAGCAGUGGAAGCACGGGAGUCUUAACUGGACCGUCAGAGAAUUCUGAAAAAAAAAAAAA